AUCUUGCUUGUUCUACACCUGAGCUUCAGAUAUAUUUUUUUCAAUUUUAGAUUGGCGUUUGCUUCCCUUACGUGGCUUUCAUCGUUUUCUAAGGGCUUUUCUUCACUGCGCGACUGUAAGCUAUAGUCUGGCUCCAGUGAAUCGUUUUUUUUUCUCUUGGUCUCACAGUUUUCAUUAACACGGUCUACUUGAGGUCUUAAGGUAUUUUCGACUUCUUGACGACUCUUGAUCAAAUUCCCCCUUUUCAAGCAUUCUGCGAUUGGUCAACUGCUGCUCGUUUGGUCUGGUAUCAACUACAAUGGCAGAACUCAUACCCAAGUCCAAAGACUUGUAUUUCGUGAACGGGAUCAAUGAUCCGGGCAAGUUCGGCACGAAAACCCCCACGGGCAAUUCGCGCCUCUAUAACUGCAAGCAGUGUGACCGAGCUUUCACUAGGUACGAACACUUGAGCAGACACAUCAUGCUGACACACAACAAGUUGAAGCCUUUUGCAUGCGGGAUAUGCUCACGUGCUUUUUCUAGACGGGAUCUACUUUUGAGGCACGCAAAAAACCUUCACCAGGGCUCGGAAUUGGCCGUGCCCCGCAUCCGCAAACAGUUGAAAACUCUCGAAUGCGAAGAAAGAAUAGUGGAUUUCAAGCUGGAAGAGGAGCGGCUGGAAGACGACAGGCUGGACUUGGAAAAGCUGGAGGACGACGUGGUGCUGCCCUUGCCUCAGACAAAGCGCUUGAAGUUGUCGGUGGACAUGUUGGUUAGCUGAGCUGUCGCUUUUUUGUUAUUUUUAAUUUAACGAGAUAAUGGCCCUUCUCCGUAGAGAGUAUCCGUUCUGCCGCGAAAUCUUGAUAUUGUGCGUCUGAAGCCCCCCACCCGCAGUUUGCCAGGAAAAAAAAAAACAUUGCCGCGAGGCAUCACAUCGGAGCACUCACAGAUGAGCAAACCGGCCUAUGCUCGUAUUGGCGAAUAGAUAAGAUCUAUUUUGCACAUUGGCUGUGCCGGGCCCAGAAAAUACCCUGCUUAUCUGUUGGUCUCG
Messenger RNA from Metschnikowia bicuspidata var. bicuspidata NRRL YB-4993, 1030 nucleotides. RefSeq lists its product as uncharacterized. NCBI's taxonomy places the organism in Eukaryota, Fungi, Ascomycota, Pichiomycetes, Serinales, Metschnikowiaceae. Bases 299 to 760 code for a protein of 153 amino acids. The record is from RefSeq and is a predicted model, not a curated record. Gene Ontology annotation, cellular component: chromatin. Gene Ontology annotation, biological process: regulation of transcription by RNA polymerase II. Gene Ontology annotation, molecular function: DNA-binding transcription factor activity, RNA polymerase II-specific; RNA polymerase II cis-regulatory region sequence-specific DNA binding. The transcript has a single exon.